GCAAAGAGCAAAGCGGCGAACUGCGUUUCCUCCUGUUGUUUGUCCCGGCAGAGUGCGAGGGGCAGGUGUAGUGACGGGGGCAUCGGGCGCGGGCGCAAGAGACGAAGCCUUCACUCAUUUAUUGCUUGCCCGCUGAACGCAAAGAGGGAGACAAGAUUGGAUUGGAACCCACCUGAGAGACUUGAAAGCGCAUUUCAGAUUGUCCUUUUUCAUCUUCCUUAAAUUAACAGAUCGUACACAAGAUUAAUGGAUAUAAAGCAGAAAUUAACAUGAUGUAGCUUACAUUGGAGUUUUCAGCCAUUAAGAUGGAAUAUUCAAAUAAGCUUGAUGAAGUGGAUUUGGCUUGGGACCAACUUCAGGAGGCCAAAUCAGUGUUACAACAGAUUGAAAGCAAAUUGAAUUCUGAAGAGGAUGAGCACUUUUCUGAGCCAAGGGUUCGAAAAUGCCUACUUUUCGAGACACGAGGAUGCAGUGUACAGAAUACCAGCAGCCUUUCAGAUGAAGGGAAUUCACCACAGCGACCAGCUCCCAUGAGUAUCAGCAGACUGGGCACACAGGGAAGCCUCUCUCAGGGCUGGAACUCUUCCUCAAGCAGAUCAAAUAGCAACGGAAAAGUGGAUUACAUACUGGAGAAUGGUGGUUCUUCAAUAAGAAUGUUUUGGAAUGAAAGUAUAAACAGCUCGUACAAGCAUGUUACUGACCAUGCCUCUCAACUGUCUGCUGUAAAUCAGACAAUGAAAACUGCUGACCAUAAGUCAAGUGAUAACCAAUCAACUAGAGUUAUCCCAACGAGAUUUGAAGAGUUGGCAGAAUGGUAUGUUUCAGAGAAAGGCUGCUACAAGGCUUGUAAGCAAGAUGCCUGCAACCAAUCCUACAAAUGUAACCUUGAAGGAGAACCUCCAGUUGGCAAUGGUGCUGAUUUGGUAUUUGACAAUUGUAGCCAAGGGCAGAUGUUACAAGAGCAGAAAAGUUCUCCACAUGCUUUGGUUGCUGGUUCCUCCCUUAGUCCUCCUGGAGGUCCACUUAUCCAGUCCCUGGAACUAAAACGGAGCAAGUCUCCCACCAACAAAUUGGAGAGGCUCAAGGACCGGAUAAGGGCACAGAGGAAGCUACAGAAAGAGCAGCAGUUUGUAAAGACUAACUCUGGUCUAACUCAAGAACAAUCUGUCCCAUUUCUCAGGCAGAAGACACACAAAGAAGGUUUGGAGAAAUGUUUGGUCAGGAAAGUGGCCUCUGCACCACCAGCACCAGCCUACAAAGGUUUCAAUGCUGUUAAGCUGAUUCCUGAAAUUGAAAGCUGCACUGGUGUGGAGAAGUCAGAGGGGAUUUCAGCAGGGAAUUCUCCCAUCAGCAGCCGGGGACGCAUGCGACACAGAGCCUACAGACAUCAAGAAGCAGACAGCAGAGUCCCGAUCUCCAUCCCAGGACAGAGAAGAAAACAUCAACAAAAUUCCAGCAGGGAUCACGAGGCGACUGGCAAGCCUCAGAGCUGCUCAAAGAUAACUAGCCUGAAGGAACCCGCAAAAGUCAAUGGUUCAUCCUCUUCUGAUGUCUUUUCAUGGAAGCAAGGCCAGAAGCUGAUAAGAAUGAUACUUGGUCCACCCCCCAAGCGUCAACAGAGUCCAGCCGCAACUCCAGAUACCAAUGAUCGCAACAGCCAAUACCUUUCAGGUGAGAAAGUAAAAUACCCCAAGGGAUGUGCAAGAUCACCAUCUUUUGAAAGGAGUCCCAGGCGAAGACUUUUUGCGGCAAGUGAGGAUGGUCAACAUGGUAAUUGCACAGGAACGGGGUCAUUGGACAGUUCACAGCCAGCUGUGGAGGGCAUGCAGGUAAAUAGAACCUUACCCGGUUUACAGUCUGGAAAAACUGCUGGGAUGAACCUGAACUUCACCUGGAAGAUGGGAGAUGACAACGCAAACGUGGAGGGAACGCGUGAAGAUGCUCAGAAGAACCUUGCUACUCCUAAGGGGGACAAGCAUGAAGGUGAGGAUGGUGGCCCAAAACACUGGCGCACUCACACAUCAAAAAGUUGUGCCGUGAAAUGGAAACCCUAUUUCGGAGUUCAGAGAAGACCUUUGCCAGCAGGGCACAGAGUAGGUUCCCCCAGCCCAGUGCAGAACAAAGCUGAAGUGGAAAAGCAGGAACAGCAGGCUCGGUCCCCCGUGGCUCGGAGUUACAACGCGGAUGAGGUCCGCAAGUACAUGAGCAGGCAGGUGGCAAAGCGCAAGAGGAAGGAAAGUGAAAGGAAACAGUCGGUAAAGCAGGCCAUGGAGAUGAAGAAGAAGAGGCUGCAGGAGGUCUAUAGGAAACAGAAGGAGGCUGUCUCCAAACAGCCAAAAGGGAGGCAGAAGGCCACUCUGCCUGUUCACCACUUUGUGGAAGGAUAUAAAAGUUCUGCACAGCCAGGAAAGAGCUUGGGCUCAACUCAGCUGAUGAAGGAUCGGACACCAACAAGGGGCAGGCCAGAGUCUGGAGACUUGGAGAAAAGUGGGUCACAUCGACAGGAGCUGAAAAACCUCAUGGGGUCAUCACGUAACUCACUGCCUAGCCGGUGUAACCCACUGAGAGUUCAAGAUUUGGAUCCGCUUGCUUAUUCACCAAAGCCAUCUUCCCCCUCACCAAUCACCAGCCGAUCCCUUGCAGCCCACGAGCAGGAGCCGAGCUGCAGCCCCGCUCUCUGCAUGGGUUCUCAGUACAGGGACAGGCAGCAGCGCUUCGAGGCCCUUCGCUGCAUGGCCACAGCCCUCAGCAGCCGCAUUGAGAAUGAGGCAAGGAGACUGGGAAUGGAGGCAGGGAUUCUGCUGUGUUCUGGAGGCCGAGACAGCUCCCAGGAAUGGAAACGGGGUGGUUUGCAUGGUCCUGCCCAACCUGAUACUGCAGCCAUGUUGGCUCCGGGCAAUGGACCAGAGAGGCAAGGUGUGCCAGGUCAUUCCCUGGUGACGUCGCCAAGCCUGCCCAAUGCUCUGCACAAGGAUCUAGGUCGAGUGGAAGCUGACAGACCAAAGGACAAGCAUGCUGAGAAUCAAACUGACCUGGAAGUGAAAGAACUCAUGGAUGAACUUCUGCGUAGUCCCUCAUCUCAGAGUGAUGACUUCCUGUGGAGCGACUCUGAAACUUGGUCAGAGACUGAACUCGUCUGUAGCCCCAGGGAGUCAAGUGACGGACUGCUGGAUGAAGACGAAGGGUUGGAGGACCAGAGUGAUGAUGAUCUGGGGACACUCAGUAAAGGAAAGCAUCAGCCAGAAAGGAAAACCAAUGUGGAUGAGCCUGCCUUUGAUGCACCCCAACCUGCAAGUGGGUCCCUGGGCAAAAGAGGAUCUUGGGAAACAGGCAACAUGCAAGAUGGCAACAAACCCUUGAUCCAAAACAGUCAGAGAUUGAGCUCACAUUGGUCAUCAUCCAGGACCAUACCCAACUCGUUCUCGGGAGACAAGGAGUCCGUCACAGCCAAGGAGUGUGGUAUCAAUGAACGCAGCUGUUAUUACCUGAGCUCUCAGUCCCACAGAAACUCUCACAGUGGGAAGCCUUUCGGUGAUUCCAGGACUGCAAUCAAUCCCAGGAAAGUGACCACAAAUGAGAUGGUGAAGAGAAAGGAGGACCCAGUGACCCAGAGGCUAGCUGAGCUGAUGAAACAACUCCAAGAGGAAACUGAGGAGUUAAGGAUGAAAACACCCCUGAAAGGAGACUCAGCUCUGGGGAUGAAGAGGUCCUUGAUGUCCCCUGACUCCACUGAACAUCUGACGAGCAGGAGGAGCAGGGCAGGUGCAGAGAUCUCAGCGGGAACUGCUCACACCUCUGUCACCCGUGGAUCACCGAUGAAGGAUAAACUGGUGGAGCAAUCCCUCUGGUCCCUGUUGCCUUCUGAGAGCCAUUAUAGGCAGACAAUGGAAAGAAUUAAGAAGUUGCAUUCAAGGAACAGCAGUGUACCGCACACGCCAAGCACUUCUUUUAGCAAGUGGGAGGAAACAGGAAGGUCUGUCUUUGGGAACCACGAUGCAUUCAGCCGUUUUACUCUCGAGAUGGCCCACCAGUACCUGAAGGAAGAGGAUCUUCGAGCCAGGCACCAGGCAGCUCUGUUCCGACUGAGGGAGAAGGCACUCCAGGAAAAGACCAAGGCUGAGCUGGCCUGGCUGGAGCAUCAGAAAACACAUCUCCAGGACAAAGGGCAAGAUGACAAAAGGCCUGUCAUUGUCAGGAAGCAGCAGGAGGUUCUGCUGAAGCUACAAAAGGAAAAGGCAGAGAUCCGGCACCUCCGGAAUGCCUGCCAGGUUGCGCACCAGGAGAGGAAGCUCCUCCUGAAGCAGCAGCAAGAGAUCUUUCGGAUUCAUCAAUCAACAGCACACCUGCAGUGGCAGCUGGGCAGGUCUGCCACAUGCCCCUGGUUUUCAGGGGAGCAGGACACCUCAUCACCUCCAGCUGCUGACAGUGAAUCCACACAGAUGGCCAGUCCCCUGCCUGACCCAGAUGUGGGCUUCUCGUCCCCUCGGCCACUCUCCGAGAGUGAAGGGAGCUCAGCCACGGAGCGACUGAAGGAAGUGCACAGAAAACUGGAUGAACGGUUCCUUCCUAAAACUGAGGACCAGGUCUUCAGGCCGCAGAAACAGACCAUGAGUGUGUUGGCAUGGAAGCACUCUUCAGACACAGAGGAACCUGUUGUUCACAGGACUGGGACGGAGACUUUGGCCACCUGGGGUCCUCAAGUCAGGGAGCAGGUUCUGAGCAUAUGGGACCCUUCCACAGAGACAGAUAACAGGAAUGCUGUAGAAUAUUCCAGCAACCCAGAAUCAAGCAAGCACCUUGAGAUCAACAAAAUAAUGACAUUGGCUGCAGACUUUUCUUUGGAUGAACUAAAUAGAGGGCAGCAGACUGUGAAACCAGCUGAAACUUUGAAACCAAUCUGUACAGUUUUUGAACCUUCUGAAAAGUUAAUGAUGAAAGCAGGCAAGAUUCAAUCAGGAAAAGCUUUUCUCAUCAGAGAAAUGGGUGCAGAGUCAACAGAUGGAGAACCCCACACCUCCCCACUGAGACAUGAGCUGGCAAGCCCCAGGAUGAAGCUGGGCAGCAUAGAGAAUGCGCAAAGGAGACAGCAGAGGGAGAAGUUAAAGAUGGAGGAAGCUGAUCUGUGCAGGCAGCUGGAGGCAUAUGAUACCUUUAUCAGUAAAACACAAGCCGAAUUGAUUUUGGACACUGAUGUCAACCAAGUUCUAAAGCCUCGAAUUAAGACCCCUGCUGCGGCCUGGUACAAGUCACAAAUGGAUUUUCCUCAGCCACUCAGAUCCAACCUCCUUCAGCAUUCAGCCAAACAAGAUGCUAUGGCACUUCAGUCACAAGGAUGGCCUUCACAGCAAGAUGAAAAGGCUAAAGAUGUUGCAAAGGCAGUGAAACCACAAGAGACAGCUGGAGGAGAGGACCUAACCUCGGCUGGCAGUUCUGAGUUUGAUGAAAAGGCAUCGCAUGUCCCGAACGCCCAGUUAUCUCCUCUAUCCCAUCUUGUUGAAGAGAAGCAGAGUGAAGGGACCCAUCCAGGAACUUUUACAUUGUCUGUCUUCCCGGAAUGGUCUGGACAUUUGGAUGUUACUACUGAUAAAUCAUCCCCAAACUCCAAGGAAGAGAUUCUACAAUACAAUGGGCCUGACUCUUCAGCUUUUAAUAGAAACAAAAGCAGCAAUAGCCUGCUGACCACAAACUCUUCUCCUAAACAAAAUGCAAGCCUAUCUUCAUCAAAACAAGAGGAGUCGUUGUUUCAAAGGAGACUCGAGUUGCACUCAGGUGAUUUUUGGAGCAGUUUUUCAACUAGGGCAGCAGAUCAUUCUUCACAAAACACUUGUGAGGAUUAUGUGAGUAGCAAUACCAAGCUGAAAGCACAUCACGGGGAGGAAUUUGACUUGACUCAAUCAAGCACUGUUGUCAUAAAUGCAAAAGGCUUCAAAGAAAAUGGAUUUGGAUCCCAUGUUUUUUUGGCAAAUAUCUCUGGUUUUACACCUUCCUCUAACCAACAGCCUGCAUUGGAGUUAAGAGAAAACAGACUGACAGAUGAGACUGGUGGUCAGGAAGGGAUAGCUGCUGAAUCACCCCCAAGCAGGACUGCUAAUAUCUGUGAACAAGCUUCAGUUCUUCCUUUAGUAAAUAGACACUGUUCAGUGAAAGAGGAUGCAGAUUUGACACACUGUCAGCAGACUGCUGCUAGAGACUCCUGGACUACAAAAGUCAUUUCCCCUGCAAGCUUCCUUGUAUUCAACGACGACCUUCCCAGCACUGAUAAUAAGUCAGAAGGCAUGGAAAAAGACUUGUUUUGCAAAAGGGAAGUGCAAUCAUCUGUACAAGGUACAAAUGAAAUACUUCCACCUUUACCUCAAGAAGAAAAUUCACUAGGAAGUGAAGUAGUUGAAGAAGUGACAUCGUGUAGCAAAGAUCAGGCAUCUCUAGCUGAAGGCUUUGCAUCUGAAAGUGUUGAAUUGCCACUCUUGAAUGCAGAAGGGGUAUUAAACAGACAGCAAGAUUUAUUACCAGUUUUAAAAUCCAGUUCUGAAAUGGAAGUCUUAGCCAUUCCACUCAUUGACACAUCAGCUCAGGUGAGACAGAUACCUCCUGUAGAAGAAAUCACAUUCAUAAAUGAGGAGCUUCCAUCACCAGCUGAGAGAGACAAUCCACUUAAUACAAAGGAGAUGAGCUCUCCAGUCGAUGAAUUAAUGAUGAAUGAAGCUGACGUUUCUUCAUCUCCUACCGAAUGUACUAUCUCAUUUGAAACUGAAGAAUUUCCUGCACUGCCUGAAGAAAUUAUAAUACUUCCGAGCAAAGAGCUUCCUUCUCCAUCAAGAGAUAAUAGCAUUGUUCAAAUUAAAGGUUUCUCACCAUCAUCUGCCAACAACUCUUGCAUAUAUGAAUCAUCUGUGCAUAAUAAAAACAAUGGGGUGAACACUGAUGAAUUCACUCACCCUCCUCCCCCUAUUGAAAAAAUAGUGGAAGAAAGGAAAAGUAAUGUUACAGAGAAAUACAAAUAUCCCCUCAGAUCAAGUAGAGUCAAGGAAAACUUAACAGGGUUUCAUGGAAAUAAUCUUUUAUUAGGGCCCUUAAGAGUCCUCCUACCUCAAACGAGGCAACAAAUAGUUGAACCUUUAAGUUACUCUACUGUCAGAGACAAAGAGUUGGUAGAUAUUAAAAAGGCUGAUUCCCUAAAAUUUGAAGGACACACAUCAUUUGGUCAGGAUUAUUGGGUUGCUGCAGAACUGGAUAAUCUAAAAGCACAACAUGAUGGAGCCUUCUGUGAGCUGAAGUACAAGGAAUACACAAAGAAAUGUGACAUCCCUAUCACUCCAGAAGACAUUUUCCACCACUGGGAUAUAUUUGAUGUUAAUACUGAUGUCCCUGAGGGUUCACCUAUUCUAAACCAGCAAGAUGCCGAUGACUGUUUGAUGCGAGCUCGGUCUUCUGAAGCAGAAUUUGAGAUGAAGGUGAAAGAGAAAGUAAUUGCUUCCCAGAAAAAAGACAAAAACCCUAUUUUGGACCAAAGCAACCAGGCGGAGGCAGAUUGGAAUAGUAACAAUGAUCUUGAGCUGGAAUGCGUAAUUCUGGAGUGCGCAAAGGCAGUAGAAUCAUUUGCAGAUUCUGAACUUUUGCUGGAUGCUGAUGUGGAGCCAAAAUCUCACUUAGAGGAUAAUUUAAAUUCAGAAGGUUUAAUCCGUUCUUGGGCUGAACAGCAGCUUGUCGGAAAAGGCAGUGAGCAGUCAUUGAAUGACACUAAAGGAUUUCUCACACAAUAUCUUGUAGGAGGAACUUUGGGCGAAGUGACCAGCAUUAGAGACCAGGAAUAUCACAGCACCCAAAAGAAACUCAGCCAAUGUCAAAUCAAGCGACAUUCUGCCGAGUUGACUCAGCAAAACUCCCAGAUUCUUCGAAGGCAGAGAGAUCUUGACAGAUCCUAUAAAGAAAUGACUGGCUUUCUCAGAAUAGACUUAAUGCAGCUCCAAGAUAAAGUUAGAAUUGCAAAGAAAGGCAGCUACAAAGAAACCAUGGAAAAUAUGAUCAAUUAUUUAAUCACAGAAUUCAUAGAUGAAGCCACAAAAGAAUACAAAAGAAUCAAGAGGAAACAUACAAGAAAUACUGAAGCAAAAGUAAUUCUUCAUUCUCAGCCUGCAGUGGGGUGUUUGACUGCUAUUUUUGAUUUGACUUCUGAAAUUUUUCAAAAUGCCUUAAAAAAGGAGCCAAAGAACAAACUAGAUCCAUGGAUGAAAGCCAGGCCUCAGGCUUUAUUCUACUCUGGUCAUGCUCUCAAUAAAGAGGACAAAACUGAAGUGACGCAUUUCAUCCAAGAUAAGGUGACCAAGUUACUAAAUCUGGACAGAAAUGACCUAGCAAAGAGAAGGAAAAUACCAAAACCGGCCAAAUACAACAAGAGCAAGAGAGACCGGGUGGACAUUAUCUUGAUUCAGGAACUGCAAGAAGAAGAGAGUCACUGGAUUGAGUAUGCUGAUGAUGAGCUAGCAGUGAAGUUGAAACUAACUGAAGACAUCUUUAACAUCCUGCUUCAUGACACUGCAGAUAUCUUCAGCACCAUCUGUGUCAAGAAGCUGGCAGAACAAGAGCUCAUUUCUUCCAGCACAUGACAAUUUAAGCCAAUGUAUUACUUCCGAAUUCCAGGCAACAGAAGGCAAAGAACCAUUAAAAAGUUUCACAGAAUGUUCAUAAUUACCACAUAAUGUGAAAAUUUAAAAUAGUGAAUCUACACAAUGCUGAACAAACAAACUUAAAUGCCUGAAUUGUAUUAGGGAGAAAGUCUGCCUUGGACAUUGACCAGCAUGGUCAUGGCCACCUAUUAACAUCGGACAUGGCUUAGCACAAAGCACCUCCUUCUGAGUUGAAAGUUGUGGGUUGGAGUCUUCCAACAUGACUGCACAAAAUCCAUUUGAAAUUAGGGAAUGUGGUAAUGCCAAUGGUUUUUGAACCUGUUCUCUCAAGUGCAUGUUAAAUUUCUAAUGAGACUAUUCUAAGGUAUCAGCACCAGUGUUCUGGAAAGUCUAUUUCUCUUAACCAGUAGCACCGAAACAGAUUAUCCUGCCAUAAGCAAAUUGCUAUCCGAGAGGGCUUGCUGAGUGCAAGUUUGUUGCUAUGUUUUCUAUAUAUGACAAUCAUGACAGAAACUCAAUAAGUACUUCACUGGGUGUAAAGUGUUUUAGGAGAUGCUGUGGUGGUAAUGGACACUGACUGCAGAGAUGCAACUUUUCGAACUUCUCAUUUUUUCUUUCCUGCUUCCCAAAUUAUUUAAUUUUUUUGCCUUCCGCCCAGAUUUCCAACACAUUCUCGCCUACUAUGCAGAGUAUUCCCACCUGUUAAGUAAGCAUUAAACUUAUCUUGAGAAACACAUUGAAAGAUGUAUUUGUUUUAUGUGGGCCUCAACCAAUAUAAAUAUUUGGUCCAUGCCAUGCUUGGUAUUAGGGUAUAAGAAUACACUAUUCUUAUCUUGUGUAUUCUGUAACAAUGACUCACAAAUAUAGUGUAAGAGAGGACAUAGCAAAGUAGUUUGAGAGCAUAUGCUUACAGAUACAGAUUACAGACCUGACAUGUGGAGUCUUUCAGAAAUGUGUUAGUAGAGUUCAAUGCCAGCAUGUUCUGAUGACGAUGAAAAGCAAAGAUGGUCUCAUUAGAGAAACUUGGAUGUCAAAACAUGGAAGGUUUUUAUCAGGAAAAAUGAACCACUUGACAGGUGUAAAUAACUGAGUCCCUUGAGGAAUAAAAUGGUUAAGAAAUAAAUUAGGAGGGUUAAGGGGCCAUGAAGUAUCCUUGAUUAAGAUUAAAGACAGUUCCUGUACAUGUUAUUAGUAUAUCAGGAACAAGAAUGUAGCUAGGGACAAUGGGAAACCCCUUGGGGACAAAAGGGUAAUGCAUAUGUAGAGCCAUGAGAUGCGGGAAGGAUGUGUUUAUGUUGCAGAGAGUAUAAAGAAAAUUAACAAGGAUGUUACCCGAAUUGAAAGACUUGGAAAACUGGAUAUGUUGGGCUUGUUUAUCUUGGAGAUGAAGGAGGCUGAGGUGUGAUCUUACAGAAAUAUUUAAAAAUAUAAGAGGCAUAGGUUGUCAGAAUCUAUUUUUUCCCCAGAGUAGCAGUACCAAAACAAAGGGGUGGAGAUUUAAGGUAAGUAUUUUUAUUGGGAAUGUCAGAGGAAGGUGUUUUUCAACAUACACAGCGGUUGUCAUCUGGAAUACACUGUCAGAGAGUUAGAUACAAUUAUGAAAUUUAAGAGAAAUUUAGGCAAGCACUUAGUAAAUAGGCAAGGUAUAGAAAGAUAUGGACCUAAUGCUAGGAAAUGGGAUUAGUGUAGACAGGCAAAAUGGUUGGCAUGGACAAGGUGGAUCAAAAGGGCCAUUUCUGUGCUGUACAACUCCUUGACUCUAUGACCUUCUUAAGCUUAUCUGCAAACUAUGAAGAUGUUUUACUAAAAUGUAAAGCAAUCCAGAAUUAUUACAAUCCCUUCCCUAGUAUUACACGUUAGGUUAGAAUUGGGGUUCUAAGUAGUAGUCCAUUUGCACCUCCACCAGUAGGAGUCAGAAACCAGACAUCAGCUGCAGUGUGGCCUCAAACAGCUCAAUGCCCAAACAGAACGGCUUCAGAUUAUACUGUACCUCCUCAGUAUGGGUAAUACCCAGCAGUCAGGGCAGUGGCAGAAUGGCAAGGGAAGGUAAUGAAUGCUGGCUGGCAACCUUGGAGUGGAUGGUAAGCUAAUGUAAAACUGGGCUGCUGCCAAAUGCCAUGUGGCGUUUCACCAGCCUGUUGGAGAACAUAUGAUAGAACUUUGACAAGCCCUUUAAAAGCUGGAAUCCAGAACUCGUAUUGGAUCAGUCUAAACAUGUGUGACUUUGGUCAUAGCUUGCAUUGUUGCCAUCACAGACAGUUGAAUAUAAUCCUAUAACUCACAUAGUAGCAAGGUGUGAGUACCACACUACACUGAUGGCAAGCAUUGCAGAGCUUGUUCACAGACAUCUUCUGGAGGGCAGCUCGAGAUGGGUGAUGAAUACACCCUAAGCCAGAGAAACUCAUAGCCCAAAAAUAUUUUUUGUCAAAUAAUUUCUGAAGAUUAUAAUACAGUAAUUCAAUUUAUGUAAGUUUGAUUUAUGAAACUCUUAGGCCCAUUAGAAUCAUGUGUUUUGUCAUGUGAUUUAUGAUACUUUUUCUCAAUGAUGAUUACUGGUUGUCUCUGUAUAGCAAUACAGAAUACUGAAAUACUUACAUGCACUUUGCCCUGAAUUUUCUCACUUAAAAGAUUUUCCAGUAAUACAUCAAUUUAGUAAAUCAAGGUAUGACUGUAAUUGGCCUGCUAUUAAAAGUCUGAAAGCUCUCAGUAGUAACUUGGUAUCCAUCAGAACCCUGAAAACCAGCUGGAGCUGAAAAUUAAGCUGGGAUUAAAUCGGGGCUUGGGCAGCAUGGCUUGAAGGGCUGGAAGGGCCUGUCCUGUGUUUUAUCUCAAUAAUAAUAAAUAAAUAAAUAGCUCCUUGAUAAGAUAGGUACAAGACUACAGAUCACAAGAAAACAUUGAAAGGUUAAGCAUGGCUGCAAUAAGGGGAAACAGUUAAGUGCACAGGAGAGAAAGGGAUAUCAGAAUCAAGUAUUCAGGGCUAAACAAAGCACUUUUGUGUGCAUAAUGCAACCAGAUUGAUUUGUGCCAAAUGGCUUUGUAUUUGGAUCUGCUCUGUACUGCCAGAGGUUCUCGUAGAGACAGAUCAAUUGCGAUAUUUAAGAGGGAGCUGACAUUAUUUAAAAGGGGGGAAAACGUGCAAAGCUGUGGAAAGAGUAUGGAGAGGGAAGACUGGUUUGCUCUUGCGCAGAAGUUAACAGUCUAAAUAGCCUCGUUCAGUGGUGCUGUUCUUGGUAUUACAUAGAUGAAACUGUUGAGCAGAAUAUUCCUGCCUCUGAAUCAUUCAAUAAUGCAUGAAACUAGCAUUACGAAAAGAUGUGUUUUGAGUGCUAAUUUAGUCAUGUGACUUACCUUAAGUGUUCAGUCAGGCAAUUGUUUAGUGGUAGUUGUCUAUCACAGGUAUUAAAUAAUAUCUACUGUGGUGGGAAGUAUAGGCAACGUAACUGACAUGAACGUUUUUCUUUACAUGGGUAUGAAACUACAUAAUAUAUGUUUAUAGCAUAGCAGAUAAUUAGUCUGGAAUUCUCAUGUUUAGCAUCUGAAUACCUUCACAACGGUAAAUGAUUUAUUUGUAUCAUCUAGUACAUGAGUAUAUUAGCAGUGCUAUUGAAUCUGAUGUCCUUUCAAUGGCCCUGUGCAGCUGUUUGGUGCCCACUCAAUAUGAUCUCUGAAGAUUGUUAUAUUCAGUUAUGUCAGAUUUUACACACCUUUAUUGCAGUUUAUAGUCAUUGUAUAUCUUGAAAGAAAAUAAUUUUCAAAUAUUUUUAUUCCCAGCACUCACUGAAGACUGAAAGUAACUUAAUGCAUCAGGGACCUGGGUGUGCUUUGUUUUUUCUCUCUGCAAUUUCCCUGUUCAGUGAUGCUGUUGCUAUAACUAGCAUGUCCCCAUGUCCCCUGUUGCUGUGGCAGUGAUCCUCUCAUUAAAGCACAUCUUCCAGAUAUGAAAUUACAACAGAAAGUGCUGGAAAUAUUCAGCAGGUAGGGCUGCGUUUGUGGGAAGAGAAGCAAAGCUAAUAUUUCAGGUUAAAGACUUUUCACAGAACUGGGAAGGUGAAAAUAAAAGAGCUGCUUAAGAUGCAAGGGUGGUGGGGGAAGGGGUAAAUCUCUGAUUGGGUUAAACUGGGAUAACUAAUGGGAGGAACUAUAACCAAAGAUAACUCAUCAAUGAGUGAAUGGGAGCAGUCAGGGUUGGGGUUCCCAACCUUUUUUAUGCCAUGUUCUCCCACUACUAACCGAGCAGUCCGUGGACCCCAGGUUGGGAACCCCUGAGUUGGAAGGAGAGAACAGAGACAAAAGACUGUUGAAACUGCAAAAUGUAGAGCAGGGAAAUAUGCCUGGCAGAUUAGGCCAGGAAUGUCAUCCAAUCCCAGAAGAAAAAAAAAUAGAAGAGAAAAAGGGGAAAUAAAAACAACAGACAAGCACAAAUGAAUUACUGAUACAGCCAAAAUUAAUGUAGCUGAUUUAUUUACAGCUUACCCCAAAGUCAGCCUGGUUUUACCCUAUCAAAAAUAUUUCCUUUUGCAGCUUAAACAAACAUGUUUAAUUUCUUCCCAUUUUUGAUACAUUCAGCCCAAAGUAUUUGCUCUAUUUCUCUUCCCACAGAUGUGGUCUGACCAACUGAGUACUUACAGUAUUUUCUGUUUUAAUUUCAGAUUUACUGUAUCUGCAGGUUUUUUUUUAUAAUUUAGUUUUGUUUUCUAGGUCUAUCUGAUUUGGGAUCCCACUAUCCAUUGGGGAAGCCAUCAUAGAAUCACUGAGCUAUACAGCAUGGAAAUGGGAAAUUUGUUCAAUUGAUUAUCAAUCACCCAGUUACAUGAAUCCUAUCACUAAUAUCAUUUAAUUCUCUUUAUCUCCCCACCAAUUCCCACCGCUCAGAUGCCACCAAUCACCUACACAUCAGGGGCAACAAUAGUCCACUGAUUUGUUUUGAGAGUAAAGAAAACAUAAUUUCAUCCAAUUCAGGAUGAUUAUGUGUCUUUCAAUCCUUUGAGAAAUUGGAAUUAAAGAUAAUUAGAAUUAUAUGUAUGAAACCUACAACUCUAGUUAUAACCAGUAAACAUAAUGUUUUCACUGGAAAUACUACUUUAUUAACAUUUUUGAUCAUUCACAUUCAGCUAUAGAAAAACAACAUCAUGAGAAUGGUGGGCUUAUUCUGCAUUUUCCCUUUGAUGACUUUUGGGAAAAUUAUUCUUUUUAUCUGUGAUGCUAACCAGUGCUAAUGGCCUCGUUACUCUGUUGAUCAGAUUUAAAACGAAAAACUGAUUUUCAUUGUAGCUUCUACCUUUGAUAUACAGUAGCUCAACUAUUAAGGUGAAUUAAUGAUCAUGACAAACCGUCUCACCAAAAAUUAAUACUCUAUUAUUCUUUCAUUUGAACUCAGAUCUUCCUUGGUGCUGAUUAGCUAAAGUCUAAAGACAAAGGUAGAUAAAACUGAGGUGUUAACUGAGUGUUUCCCAGAUACUUCAACUUUCUGCAGCAUUUUGCUGCAAAAACUUAAAACAGUUUGCUGUUAUGUGGCUCUAGGCAAACAGUAAUCAAGGUUAAAUUUUUAAUUCUUCGCUUCAUACUUCUGUCAUUGGUAAAACUGUUGGCUAUGUUACUGCUUUGCUAUUCAGAGAUGAUUUAAAGUGAGUUUGCAUUUUAUUUUUAUUAUUCUUUUACUUUAAUACUUUUAUACAUAUUUUACUGUGAUAUCUGUAUAAUAACUCAGCUAAUUUCUUCUAAAAUCCUCUAAAUGAGUAAAUUAAUUGCCCAAAUCAUAGCGAGCUGAUUGUUGUAUAUAAUGAUGAUAGAAACUUUUUAAUUUAUUUUCCCUGGAAAGUUCUUACCACCUAUUGUUUUUUAAACCAUUUUUGUAUUUUCAUGAAAUAAAGUUUGCAGUGUUUUGUUAA
This is a messenger RNA of Hypanus sabinus (Atlantic stingray), 14515 nucleotides long. Its product is annotated as centrosome-associated protein 350-like. The record is from RefSeq and is a predicted model, not a curated record. The transcript has 32 exons. Gene Ontology annotation, molecular function: microtubule binding. Gene Ontology annotation, biological process: microtubule anchoring. Lineage: Eukaryota; Metazoa; Chordata; Chondrichthyes; Myliobatiformes; Dasyatidae. Gene Ontology annotation, cellular component: centrosome. Bases 306 to 8603 code for a protein of 2765 amino acids.